Molecule: messenger RNA, 2230 nt
Organism: Cricetulus griseus (Chinese hamster)
Lineage: Eukaryota; Metazoa; Chordata; Mammalia; Rodentia; Cricetidae
Source: RefSeq, a predicted model, not a curated record
UUCUCCCUUCUCUGACCAAGUGGGUAAGAUCUUAGGGUAGCUCUUCAGUGCCCAGUACUCAUAAGCAGGUAGGGUAUAUGAAAUAGAAACACUGUUGGGAACUCCAUCAGUGAUGAAAGCAGGCAGGCCUGACUCAAGUGAGUUUGGGGUUCAUUUCUGGUUUUCAGUUGCCACUGAUAAUCCAUCCAGUUGACCUGCUCUGUCCACCUCAUUCAUGAGUAUCUGCCACAUUGGGGUGGAGUUUUGUGUUAGUUUUGUGGUAAUUGCCUAUUGAUGGCAAAUAACCAUGAUGAGAUGUGAGGCGGUGAGCGGAGACUGGGAGCAACUGCGCAAGAGCUAUGCGGCUGCUGGGAGGUGCUCUGAGAUACACAGGAAAUGAGGUGAGGAGCUCACCAACAGCCCACAAAGACCUUCCUGGCUGACAGGGCCAAGCAGCAACUCCUUGUGGCCUUGGUAAGUGCCUGCCCUUUCCUCCAUCCUGGGCCAGUCCCCAAGCCUCUCCAUGCCCUGGGGUCUGGGAGGGACAGGCCCUGCCUGAUCAGGCCGUUGAGACUUGGCUGUAGCCACGUCAGUCAACUUGGACCCCUGUGUGUAAGAUGUCUAUACCCCAAGCUUGAACAGACAGGUCCUCACCCCAGAAGGCUGUCUACCCUCAUUUUGCUCACCUCUUGGGUGAGCCCCUAAUCAGCUUUUCCAAGGCCAACUCCAGGAAAAGCAGGGAUCCUGGGAAGGGAGGAGUAGGGUGGGGAUACUUUGCCUUCAUAACAGUACUCCUGUUCAGUGAUCCUCCCCACUCCCACCUCUUAGCUUCUGUAGGGAGUAGUCUAAGAACAUCACCUGACACAAGGGGUCACUCCUGGGCAGUGGUGGCUGGAGGUGUGAUCUGUGGUCUGUGGCUCAAAGUCAGAGUGAUGUCAGGGAUUCCCCCAGGUAAUGGGUUUGAGCUACAGUAUAGCCUUGUUCAGGUCAUAGCUGCCCUGGCCAUGCUCUUCCAUCCCCAUAGCCAUUCCUGGUAACUAAAGGAGUAGGCAGGGCCUCACCCUUUUACCAGGAACCCUAGCCAGAGAAGAAAAAGUAGGUGCCUGUGGGGCAGGGCACAUAUGAAAGGCCUGGGGGUUUCCGGUGUGCUGAGUCAACCAGGGAGGAAGAACCCACCAUCUGGGCAAGAUCUGCAAAUAGAGCUGCAGGUGUGCACUGGUCCCUCAGUCAGCCCCCAGCGCUCAUCUCUUCUGUCCCCAGGUCCCCUUUUCUGCUUUUACAAGAUGAGGCCACCAGUGCCUUCAGCCCCACUAGCCCUCUUGUUCCUGGGGUGCUUCUCCCUGCUCCUCUGGCUGUGGGCACUGUGCACAGCCUGUCACAGGAAGCGGGCUCAAAGGCAACAAACUGGGCUGCAGGGCAGUUUGAUACCAGUGGAAAUGUCACUGCUGAGACAGACCCACCUCUGCUCCCUCAGCAAGUCUGACACCAGAUUGCACGAGCUUCACCAAGGCACACGCUGUAGCAUAGCCCCACGGCCUGCUAGCAUGGAUUUCCUGCACCCACACUGGCUGGAGGCAUCCAGGGGCAGCACCAGGUCUCAGGUAACCCCCUCUGCCUUCUCAUCUCGGCAGCUGCCCAGGGCCCCUCCUGCUGCCCCUGCAACUGCAUCUUCUACUAGCCCUGAGGCCACUUACUCCAAUGUGGGGUUGGCUGCAAUUCCCAGGGCCAGCCUGGCUGCUAGCCCUAUGGUGUGGGCUGGAACACAGCUGACCAUUAGCUGUGCGAAGCUUGGGCCUGGGGCUGAGUAUGCCUGCAUCCAGAAGCACAAAGAGACAGAACAGGGCUACCAAGAAUCACAGCAGAAGACCAAGAUGAUCCCAGCUCCUCAGAUGGAUCUCCUGUACUCCAGGGUCUGCAAGCCUAAAAGGAGAGACCCAAGACCUGUCACAGAUGAGCCGGACCCCCAGGGUGGGAGAGCAAUUCUGGCCCUUGGGAGUGAUGUGGAAUAUGAGGCCAUCACUCUCAGGGGCCAAGAUGUCAACCAAGAUCCCUUAGAAAAUGUAUAUGAGAGCAUCAGGGAGGUGGGCCCCUGAACACUGGAGGCUUCACAUCCUGUUUAUUAACAUGCGCUGACUUAGUAAGGAUGCCCAGGCUUCUGCAGGGUUGAUUGCAGAUCCUUCUUCUAACCCACAGCUGACAGUACAAGUUUCAGGUCCAGACCUUGUGGCCUAAUUAAACCUCUGUCACAUAA